Molecule: messenger RNA, 2208 nt
Organism: Mesorhabditis belari
Lineage: Eukaryota; Metazoa; Nematoda; Chromadorea; Rhabditida; Rhabditidae
Source: the annotation of a GenBank genome assembly
AUGAUGGGACGAACACGCAGUCAGACUGCCUUGAAUGGGAGGGAAGAGAAUCGGGUGAAGAAUCGAGAAGCGGCUGGAAAUGCAAAGAAUCGAUCUAAAAGUCAGAAUAACUCCGCAACUUCGAGAAUGAAACGAAAAGCAGACGCUGAUCCGGAAGAAACGACUUCUUUUUCAAAGCAAACAUCCACAAGAGACUUGUCGCUUGUCCAAAAUGGUCUCCAUAAUAAGUCCACGCUUCCCGCUGAAGAUCCACCAACAGAAGAAGAUGAGGAUACCCCAAUCACCCCUAUGAAAACCUUACGGAGUGAUAGGAAUAAGUGCCAGUUUCCGGAUUGCCAAUCAGAUUAUCAAGCAAUGCUUCCAUCUACACGCUAUUAUCAUAUGAUUAUCCAUGGUUCACGGAGAUUGCAUUGUUCAAAGUGUGUUUUCAAAGCCCAUAGACACGCCGAUGCCGCUCAACAUGUAAAAGGAAAGUGUGGAGGAAAAAUUGUCGACAAACUAGAUCAGGGGAUGUUCGACGAAUGGCGUCAAUUGUCAAUGAUUUGCUAUCCGACAACAGCAAAGGAAAUCCAGGCAUUCAUCACAAAGAAAGAAGCAAAACUCCUUGCCGGUUCAAACCUCCAAUCCGAUCAUGGUGCAACGGAAGAGAUGAAUGAGGAAUCACGGAACAAGUCAAAUAAAUCUCAGCGUCGUGAUGUUCAAGUGGUGCCAGAGCCGAUAGUUGCUCCUAUAAAGAAUGAGAACGAAGAUUGGGAGGCAUUCCUUUCAACGCGACCUUCUUCAGCUAAAAGAGAAAGACUCCCGGAAGCGAAUGUCUCUGCAAUAUCAAGGCCGACCAGUCUGCUAAUGAGAUCAUGCUUUAUGCAACAAAAAACAAUUGAGGUUGACGAUGGGAGUACACAGGACACGGAGGAAAGGGUUGAUCGUCGACAGAUUGAAGAGCCUCCCUUGAUACCAAUUCCACCGCGCUCACAAUCAAUGAAUGAUGUUCGCCGAUCGGAUUAUCCAACAACCUCGGGAAAUACUUCACUACAGUCCAAUGAUGUUCCAACCUUGUCUUUGUCGCUGAUGAACUCGCGGGUAAAAGAUGAAAACUCUCGAAGAAUUCAAGCAAUUCAACAACAAGACAGUGGUUUUCAAAUUCAGCAAUUGUCUCAAGAAGUUGUGAGAUUGAAAGCCGAGAAUGGCAUGCUGAGUACCAGAGUCGCCGACGAAAGGAAUCAGAAAGAAAUGUUGAGGGCCAGAGCGACCGACGAAAGGAAUCAGAAAGACGUGGCUCAAAGGCUGCUUGGCAAGCGGGACAUCGUGAUCGAGAUGCUUGAGGAAAGGAUUCUUCAAUUGGAAGCAGAACUGGAAAAGAUCAAGGAACAAUUCGUAGCUCAUCGAGCCAAAGAGAUCAUACAAGCAGAAAACGACAAGUAUCACCUAAAAAAGGUCAUUAGAGAAAGAGUCGGCUCGUUGGGAGAAGCUCUUCAAACAGCUGCCACGAUCGACAACAAUGUACCGGAGAUCCAGGAGCACAGUGAGUCACGAACAGAGUCUCCAGCUACACAAGUACCAUUCUUGAACCUGAUUCAAGGAGAAGUCAAAGAUAAGCGUUCAGAGUUUAUGAAAGAGACGGUGGUGACCCUUUCUGUUUCUCUUGGCGAGAAAGAAGUCGUGUUGAAGGAAGGUGAGGCAAGGGCUCCUCCAUGGGCACAAGGUACAGGUCAUAAUUUUGGGUACGACAAUCGUUAUCCCGGUCCUCCACAAAAACCACCAAACUAUUUUCGAGAGAAUUUUCCACAGCCAUCACAAUACCCCGGGCUAUCAUCCGUUCUACCAACGGAUAUUUCACAAGCGAUUCGUUUAAAUAUUACGUCUCAACAACCAGAAUCCUCAACUGAAUACCAGAGUGGAAUCGAUGAGAAAAACGACGCGAAGACUCUCGAAUAUAGGAGGGCACCACAACCAAUGGAUAUUGACGAUACAUCGGAAAACUUGGAAGAAGAUGGUUCGUCUCACAAUAAGCCACAAAGUCUUCCAUCAGCUGCUUCUGGGAUUGUGGAGAAAUUGACUGAAUCACCAAAGGCAAGAAUCUUCUCAAACAUCUUUGAAGCGGUAUUUUGUCUACUCAACCUAGGUUUGGAUCGACUAACCAACAAUGGGACGAAAAAGCAGUCAGACUGUCUUGAAUGGGAGGCAAGAGGAUCGGGUGAAGAAUCGAUC